Molecule: messenger RNA, 3671 nt
Organism: Drosophila novamexicana
Lineage: Eukaryota; Metazoa; Arthropoda; Insecta; Diptera; Drosophilidae
Gene: thw
Product: serine-rich adhesin for platelets
Exons: 5
Coding region: 1-3561 (1186 amino acids)
Cellular component (GO): extracellular region
Molecular function (GO): chitin binding
Source: RefSeq, a predicted model, not a curated record
AUGCGUCCUGGACAGCAGCGCCUAUCAGUGUGCAUUUCAGUACAUAAAAUGCGGCGUACACAAAUACAUUUGCUGUGCUCGCUUCUCCUGGUGGCAUACUUGAGCCAAGCCAGCGCAGAAACCAAGCUCCGUACGCCGGCUCGCAUUCUGGCCAAGCAGACAGGCGCCACACAGUUUGAGGAGGAACGCUAUGAGACGCAUACGAACUGCAAUGAGCACAAGCAUCAUCUGAAGAAGCGCGCCUCCGACGAGGAUGUGGACUAUGAGGUUUAUCAGGGCGUAGUGGGACGACCGGGCAUUGAUUUUCCCAUCUAUCCGCGCAUACCAAAGACCACGUUCAGUUGUCGCUCCUACGGCAACGGCUACUUUGCAGAUAUGGAAACGGAUUGUCAGGUCUUUCACAUUUGCGAGGAGGGUCGCAAAAUCUCAUUCCUCUGCCCAAAUGGUACCAUAUUCCAGCAGAGCGAGCUCACCUGCGACUGGUGGUUCAAGGUAAACUGCCUGGGCUCUUCCGGCUACUACGCUGAGAGCGCUGAAAUCCUCAACAAGCAGCGCGUUCACCGCGUUCGCCCCUCGGUGCCAGUGCAGGGCUUUAAUAUUGUGGGCGGCGGCUUGAAUAUCAAGCCCAAGGUGACACCUGCUGUGGGUCAGGGGCGUGCGAGCACACGUGCGGGCAGCAAAUCCGAUAGGCGCAUCGAUUCUACGGAGGAUCUGCAUGCCUCGCUGGAGAGCGUUGACUUCGAUGAUGUCUCUGGAGAGAAGCAGCGCAAGGUGCUGCCCAGCAUUGAUAACAACAACAACGAACAUGAGACGCAAAUCGCAGCCGAGAGCUCAUCAUUUGUCAGUGGUGCGAACAAGCGACGCAACAACAACAACAGCAAUGGCAAUGGCAAUUUCAAUCCCAACAGCAAUGAUGAUGCAACCAUAUUGAAGCCAACACGCAGUCGCAGCAGCAGCAGCUCCUCACAGGAGCGCAGCACAAAGGUGCGUGGCGAAUCCAGAGAGCGUGCUCGCAACGGACAACGUGGACAGCAGCGGUAUAAGGAGCUAGACAGCGAGGAGCACCAGAACAAGGAGAAGAGCAAAGAUAAACUAAAGGAGAAACCCGAGUUCUACGAGACACACUCGAUCCGCCCCGUGCAGCACACUACGCCCUAUUACACACCCAGCAGCUACUCAACGGUGCGCCGCCUGGAGCCCAGCAAAUCGACGCCCUACUACACGCCCACUGUGCCCAGCGUACUCAAAUCCAAGUCCACCGAGGGUAAGCUGAAUUACAUUAAAGGCGUUCAUUCCGCAACCACGCCCAAUCCGAAUCGCUUUGGCAGCGCUGGCAUCUCAAGUUUAUUCCUGGAAUCCUCUCAGGCGCCCAAGAGCGCCAAGCCCACGGCCAGCGCCAGCCUGGAGCUGGACAGCACAUAUAGGCCUGUAAUCAUAGGCAUGCGCCAUCAUUACGAUGUGGCCGGCUCCGGGGAGCUGAAGCGUCUCGCGCUGAGCAUCAACUCGAAUGCGGAGCACGCGCCAAAAAAGAGCGAAAGUAAUCGUGAUUACUUGCCCACAACAUCAGCGCCGACAGCGACGAGCAGUGGACCCACCUAUUUGCCCAAAGUAGGCGCCGUUGUACCUAGAUCCAAUGCAGAGGCAGCUGGGGGUGAAUCGCUGCUGUUUGCACCGAAUCCCGUAAAGGAGGAGUCCGUUUAUCGAAAUGUGCAGGAUAUGCUGAAGACUGUGAGUCUGCUGAAGGAUCAAUUCGAGGAUGUCGAGUUGAAUGCACAGCCUGCAUCAAAUGCACGCGCUGGCCUAGAAAUACCGCCCUCAUCCGGCCCAGAUGCGCUCGUCUCGCUGGCCAAGUACUUUGCCCAGGAGCACAAUGAGUCAAGCAAUGCUUUGCUCAAGCCGGAGAAGAGUGUGGUGCAUACCAAGCUGUCCGCGAAGGCGCCGGCACCGGCACCCUUAUUGCCAACGGUUAAGCCAUCGGAUACGACAGCCACACUGACCACUUCCGAGACGCCUCCCAGCAUUAGCGAGCAGGCGGACGAUAUCAAGCAGAGCCUGCUCAGCGCAAAGACCGUGCAGAAAUAUAGCAAUCUCUUUGGCCUAAAGGUGGCCAUGGGUCGUGACUCAGCUGAAGGUCAGGCUGAUAUUAGCACAGGCCUGCUCUAUGCCCAGCUGAAUGAGACGCAUCCGCCGGCCAAGUCAGCGGACUACCAGCCCUUCCCACAAAUUGGCAGCACGGGCUCAACAAUAGGCGCACUGGCAGAGCGGCCGGAGUCGCGCAAGAUAGCGCAAAUCUUCUCGAACGCUUUGACCAGCUAUCUGGACAACCCCGGCAGCUUUCGGGAAGAGCUAGCGGCGCGUGCGCGACCUACUGAGCCGCCAAACUUCAAGCCAGUGACGACAACAGAUUCCACCUUAUUCAGCGACGGCACGGCCAAGUAUUAUCUGCCCACUAAGCCCUCGCCGGAUGUGACCACGCCGCAAAACAUUGCGUUCGAAAUCAAUCACAAGUUCGACUCAACGCCAGCGCCGGAGUACUCAACCACCACAGAGUUGUACGAACUAACCACCAGCAGAGCACACGAUUCGGAGCUGGAGCUAUCAGCGGAGCUGUCACCGGCCAGUCUCGAUUCCGGCGAAGGAGAUGAGUCGCUGCAGCAGCAGCAGACGCAGUCGUUUGUCAAAUCGCGCAACGAUUUGCUGCAGGAUGGACGUCCUCAAAAGCUCAUAACAACGCACAAGCCCACCGAAAAUCCGUGGGCGCUGAAAUCUCAAACGGAUUUCCUCGAUCCGCUGACCAUCAACGAUGCUCUGAUGAAGGAGCAGCGCACAACGACCACAACGACAACAUCAACCAGCACCUCCACGCCGUUUACUUAUUCGCCCAGAUCGCUGGGCGGUAGCACGACAGGCACGCAGACGACCAUGAGCUCGCCAGCGCACUAUGAGUGGGAUGAUAUAUUCCGGAGCUAUGAUAUACCACGCGAUGCGCUGCCCUCGAGCACCGGCCUGCAGCGCAUAGCCAACAAGCUGUUCGGCGGACUCAACGAGCAGGAAGCGCUGCAUUUGCGCAAUGUCAUGGCCAAGGCAGAGCACGAUCGCCAAGUUCUGAGUCUGUUACUUCUGCUUAUCCAAACCUGUGAUGAUAGCAAUGGCAAGGCACUUGAACGCUCCCGCAAGCAUCUGUUAAAUGCGCUCAUCGACAUCGACAGCAAGUUGCCCGGCAAAAACGUAGCAAGGCAGCAGCUGGCAACGACUACGACGCGUGUGCCCGUAACCACAUUCCGACGCACCGGCAAUGCGGAUUACUAUACGAGCACCACGGCACCCGGCUAUACGACCAGCACAGAGCAGCCGCUCUCGACUAGCACCAGCACGGCGCCGGGCAGCUAUGAAGAGACCACAAAAUUCGAGAUACGUGUCGAGGAUGUGGACGAUGCUGACUUGGCGGCAACAACGCCAGCGACGGCGCCAGCGCACACGGAGAUCCAUUCGGAUCGUCGUGCCCUGGAGCUGCUGAAGUCACUAUAUUCGCUGGCAUCGAAGUUUAGCAGCAGGCGAUAAGAUUGCCAAUGCCAACGGUUGCCGAUUCCUAAUGGCAGUGUGGCCAGCGCUGCGAAAGUGUGCGAGUAAAUGCUUAACUUUUAGUCAACUCCCCCCGGCGCUCAACAACC